Arabis nemorensis is the source of this 543-nucleotide messenger RNA. NCBI's taxonomy places the organism in Eukaryota, Viridiplantae, Streptophyta, Magnoliopsida, Brassicales, Brassicaceae. The record is from the annotation of a GenBank genome assembly.
AUGGUGGAUAUCAAAGGAAGCUAUCCAAGUCCUUGUCUCGAUGAGGGCAGAGCACAACUGCAACUACAGAAACAAAUGCUGUCUCAGUUGAUCAACCACAAAGAUACCAUGAUCACUCAUUUAGGAGUCGCCCAAGAAAGGUUGAAAGACAAGAAAGUGCUUCUCGUUCUUGAUGAUGUGGAUCAGUUAGCACAACUAGAUGCAUUGGCCGGAGAAAAUCGGUGGUUUGGUCCUGGAAGUCGGAUUAUCAUCACAACAGAAGAUCAAAGAAUAUUAAACGCACAUGGGAUCAACCAUAUUUACAAAGUGGAUUAUCCAAAUGAUGAAGAGGCCCUUCAAAUGUUUUGCAUGCAUGCUUUUGGUCAAAAGUUCCCAUGUGAUGGUUUUGAGGAGCUUGCUCGAGAAGUUAUAGAACUUUCGGGUAAACUCCCUUUGGGACUAAGGUUUAUGGGCUCCUACUUCCGAGGAAUGUCCAAGGAUGAGUGGACAAAGGCUCUACCAAAAUUAAGGAAUCGCCUUAACGGAGAAAUUGAGGCAUUUUGA